AUGGAGGAUAUUUUAGCGGAUAGCGACGCUAUGGUACAUCGUAAUCGACCUGGAACAAAAUCGAAGGCUAUGAACCGGUGGCCUGAUAUCGAAUUUGAUGACAUGGAUUCUAUACUUUGUGUACAACAGAUAAUUCAGCAACGAAUUAAGGAUGAUGCGUCGAAUAUACAAGUAAUAAUUAAUCCUCCUCCAUCUCAAGACGAAGAUGUUUGGAAAUACGAACAUAUCAGGCAAUUUUGUCAAGAACUGAAUGGAUUAGCGGUCCUGUUACAGGCUGAAUGCAACCCAACCAGUUGCCCGCAGAUGAUGGCAACAGAACAGUGGAUUUACUUAUGUGCUGCCCAUAAAAUACCAAAAGAGUGUCCAGCAAUCGACUACACAAGACAUACUUUAGAUGGCGCUGCUGUAUUAUUAAAUAGCAAUAAAUACUUCUCUAGUCGGGUGACAAUAAAAGAUACAUCCGUAGCAAAGUUGGCUUCAGUGUGUCGUAGGCUAUACAGAAUCUUUUCUCAUGCCUUUUAUCAUCAUCGGGCUCAAUUUGAUAUCUUCGAGACUGAGACCUUUCUUUGUGAGCGGUUUACUGCUUUUGCAAAAAAGUACGAGCUAAUGACCGGAGAAAGUUUAAUUGUAACCCUAAAUCAUGAUAGUAACGCAGAUAGCGAAGGUAUGGAAUCAUGA
This is a messenger RNA of Trichoplax adhaerens, 678 nucleotides long. RefSeq lists its product as uncharacterized. The transcript is spliced from 8 exons. The record is from RefSeq and is a predicted model, not a curated record. Lineage: Eukaryota; Metazoa; Placozoa; Uniplacotomia; Trichoplacea; Trichoplacidae. Gene Ontology annotation, cellular component: cytoplasm. Bases 1 to 678 code for a protein of 225 amino acids.